AUGUCCGUCUCGGCCGUCGCCUCGCUGCGGCCAGUCCGCGGCCAGUGUCUCCGGCAUGCCACCUCCGGCGUGCUGUCCAUCCAUCUCCGGUCCCGCGCUGCCACCAUCCACAUCCGCGCCGUCAUACCCCUCCGACCCGAUCCCGUACAGCGACGCUUCCAGACCACCGCAAGCUCCAAUUCUUCCAAGAAUGGUCCCAAUAAGGAGCUCUCUGAUAAGCAGAACCAGCUGCCCAGGAAGCAGCAGCCUGCUCAACCCCAAAUCACAUUUCGCAAGUUCGCUGGACGGGCCCUGGGCGCCGGUCUUCGAAGUCUCAUGACUGCCGUGAGUCCCACCGGCAUCAAGACGGCAUUCCGCCAAAGCCCUGGAGCUACCGUGUUUGCAUUGGCAAUCCUGCUCGUCAUUGGCAUCAUGGCUGGCUACACUGCUAAGCUCUACUUCACCUACUUCUACCACCUCCAAUUCACGAGAUACCCGAAGCCCAUUGCCAACUCCCUACGACGCGCCCUCUACUACACAAAUAUUAAUCCCGAUCCUGAGCUGGCCCUAAAAUAUUAUAAGCGGGCCAUGGAGCAGUGUGCUGACCACGGCUUGGAUCCCUUCUCCGACGAGGUUCUCGGCAUCCGAAUCCAGACCUCGUAUUGGCUACAGAAGAUUGGCAACUACGAUGGAACCCUCCAUGUCCUUGAGGCCGUGUUGGGGGAUCUCAAGAAGUGGGUUGACGUCAUGGAGCAGUCGGUUCGCGACGGCAAGAUCGACAAUACUGGCAAACUGCUCACUCCUCCGCGGAAGCAGCCAGAGACAACCGAAACGAACAAGGAGGCGGAGACCGCAUCAGUCAAUAAAACUGAUGACCAUUUCGUACCUGAGAACCUCUGGCACAAGCGAAGGCGACUUCUCGCUAAGGCCAUUGGAACGUCUGUCAAGCUAGGAGAGCUGUACUCGGACGAGCAUGUCCUCGACCCCGACAACUCCCAGAAGCACUUGAUCUGGGCAGUCGAGACCGCCUUGAAGGAGUUCCAACGGCGCAAGACUGAGGGCGUCAAGGAAGGCGAAGGCGACUGGCUCUCCCCCGAGGAGACGGGUGGCGCCAUAGAGUCCCUUGGGCGCGACUAUGAGAGUAAAUCACAGUUCCACCUCGCCAUCCCUCUCUUCUUCCAAGCUCUCCGCCUUUGUGAGACCCCCUGCCACCGCGCCGUCAUCAUGAACAAUCUCGCCGCCACCUUCGCUCAGCAUCCCAUCUUCACCCCGACCCUCGCCGACCAGCCCUCUGACGCCCUUCGCGAGCUACACGACCCGGCCAUGCCCACGACCCGCAAUGAUUGUCUUGAAGCCGCCCUCAACUGGUCGAAGAACGCCUACCUCCACGCCAAGGACGUCCAAGGCGACGACCACACCCCCGAGUGUGACGAGGCUUGCGUUGUCGCCCUCUGUAACUGGGGCGACAUCGCAGCCAUGAUGGGCAACACCGAGCUCGCUCGCAAGAAGUACAACCAGUGCAUCGAGAUGGGCAACAAGCUUGAUUUCCCUCACGCUGCCAAGCAGGCUCGCAGCGGUCUCGCAAACCUGGGCGCUAAGGCAGCCUGA
Ilyonectria robusta is the source of this 1587-nucleotide messenger RNA. RefSeq lists its product as uncharacterized. Gene Ontology annotation, molecular function: misfolded protein binding. NCBI's taxonomy places the organism in Eukaryota, Fungi, Ascomycota, Sordariomycetes, Hypocreales, Nectriaceae. Gene Ontology annotation, cellular component: i-AAA complex. The transcript has 2 exons. Gene Ontology annotation, biological process: protein quality control for misfolded or incompletely synthesized proteins. The record is from RefSeq and is a predicted model, not a curated record. Bases 1 to 1587 code for a protein of 528 amino acids.